Messenger RNA from Pygocentrus nattereri (red-bellied piranha), 4888 nucleotides. It is a transcript of the gene atosa, whose product is annotated as family with sequence similarity 214 member A. The record is from RefSeq and is a predicted model, not a curated record. Lineage: Eukaryota; Metazoa; Chordata; Actinopteri; Characiformes; Serrasalmidae. The transcript is spliced from 12 exons. Bases 950 to 4123 code for a protein of 1057 amino acids.
AGAGAGAGAGAGAGAGAGCGAGCGCGAGCCCCUACGUCACUCAGCUCCAGAACGCUUUUAUUCGUCUUAGGUUGCGCGUCUGAUCAUCUGGUCUGAGGAGAGUCUGAUGCCCGGUUCCGUGGAGGAUUUCACUUCUGGGUCUGAGCUCAGCUUAAGUCGGUUAGUUCUGACUAGUUGCCUGUGGGAAGCCCGAGCUGAUCUGAGCUGGUCUGGGCUGAUCUGAGCUGGAGCUGUGAUGGAGGAGAAAGUGGCGAUGGCAGGAUAAGAAGGAUAAGAAUGGUUCUCCAGCUUGCAGUGGGAGACAUGCCUGCUGCGUUUGGACUCUGUGGCCCCCUGAUACUGAUACUGCAGCCCAGAUUGCGCUGAGGGCUUCGAGGAGGAGGAGGAGGAGGAGGAGCAGCAGAGGAGCUUCCCUUUCUUCUACCUGUCCGGUGUUUGGAGGAGGAGGAGGAGGAGGAGGAGGAGUAGUAGGGGGUUGGGAUGGUCAAGAGGGGUCUGCAGACGUCUGGCUUCAGAUUUGGCCGGCGAGCCUGCUAGAUCAGUGUCCCAAAGCUUCUGGCGCUGGAGCUGCUGGAGCUGCUGGAAGGCUUUGCUAAUGGGGGCAUGAGGAGGAGGAGGAGGGGAAGUGGUCGAGGUGGCGUUUGACCCAGUUGUUUUCGCCCGCUUACAUACAUACAGGGCGGCUUUGAGGGGGUCCUUUGGACCUUCUCCGUCUCAAGGACUAGUCCGGCUCGUCCAGUCCAGCAGACGUGGAAGUGGACGGUGGCCCAAGCCAGAGCAGGAGAAGCGCGUGAGACUGAGCCGAGCGAGCUGAUGAGAUGAGGUGCCCGUAGUCAGUCAGUCAGUCAGUCAGUCUGAGGGCUUUUCGACGAGAGUUUGACCACCAGAGCACCGAGAGACCGCUGGAGACGGACAACCAGGCGAGCUGGAGGGCGCCACGGUGGACACCAUGAAGCCUGACCGAGAAGCGGCGGAGGAGUUUUUUGAGUAUGACGCUGAGGAGUUCCUGGUGUCCCUCACGCUCCUGAUCACCGAGGGACGAACGCCAGAAUGCUCCGUGAAGGGUCGGACCGAGGGGCUUCACUGUCCGCCCGCCCAGUCCGGCAUGCCCAUGCUGACCAAACAUGAAUGCAGUGACAAACUGCCACAGUGCCGUCAGGCGAGGCGGACGAGGUCGGAAGUCAUGUUGCUGUGGCGGAAUCACAUCCCAAUCAUGAUCGAAGUGAUGCUGCUGCCCGACUGUUGCUAUAGCGAUGAGGGUUUGGCGACAGAUGGCACAGACCUGAAUGACCCGGCGAUAAAGCAGGACGCUCUGCUGCUGGAGAGAUGGACACUGCAGCCUGUACCCAGACAGAGUGGUGAUCGUUUCAUUGAGGAGAAAACCUUGUUGUUGGCCGUGCGCUCCUACGUCUUCUUCUCUCAGCUGAGCGCCUGGCUCAGUGCCUCCCAUGGCAUCGUCCCCAGAAACAUCCUCUACAGAAUAAGCGCAGCAGAUGAAGAGUUAAUAUGGAACUUCUCCCAAACCCCCUCCGAGCAUGCCUUUCCCGUGCCCAACGUGUCCCACAGCGUGGCUCUGAAGGUGCGGGUCCAGUCGCUGCCUCGACAGCCCAAAUACCCGGUGCUCAAGUGCAGUAUCCACUCUGGCCUGGCAUUCCUGGGCAAGCGGACUUUUGACCCUGGGGAAGGAGCCUUCCGUCGGCUCGAGCCAGUCGGAGACCCCCCAAACCCUCUCCGUCUGCAGGGAUCUCCUCUUUUCUGCAGAUCUCUGCGUUCCCCGCUGCCUCAAUGCAAAAGCAGCAGUCCUCAGACCCCCCCAAAAAUGACCAGCCCUCUGAACCCCCGUAAAUGCCCCCAGCGUCCUGAGUCACCCAUCCCACCUAACAAAGCCGUAAAGUGGCUGUACUCUCGAGCAAAUGGUGGAUUGGGUGUGCCACAAUCAUCUGAGGUCUACAGCUCAUGCUCCAAUGGUGCGGAAAGCUCCGGAAAGACAGAAACGUCUCCGAUUCGUGGAUUCAAAUCGCUCUCACUCAUCGACCCCUCAGUAUCGCCUAGCUCCAGUCCCCGCCUAAGUUCUGGAGGCGAAACGAACCCCCUUAUAGGUUCUCUCCUCCAGGAACGACAGGAAGUAAUUGCUCGCAUUGCUCAGAGACUAAACUUCUGCGACCCGACAGCUCCCCAUCUGCCGGAUGCGCUUUUCUCAGCACCUCGUGACCCGCUAGCCCCCAAGACAUCCUGGAACCCCUCCCCCCGGGAUGAGGGGCUGUUUAAAAAGACCAAAGACCCUAGCAUCCCCUACCUAACUCCACAAACACAUGAAAGAACUAGGCCAGAGGACCCAGAGCUCCCAGAGAGCUCGGGAUACCCAGAGAGGAGCCGGACUUCUCUCUUCCGCACUCCGCUUAGCCCCAGUAGCCGAACUCGAGCAGACCAGGCUGACCUGGAAGAGUCUGGGACCUCCAGGGCCAAACCCACAACUUGUCGGAGGCUGCUGCUGACCGAUUCGACAGAAGGAUCGCUGAUAGCAGAAGCGGUGCAGGAUAUAUCAAGGCUAAUCCAGGAGAGGCUCCAGCAAUCCCAAGAGCUUCUGCAAUCCACCUACAAACUGUGCCGUGAGCCAAUGACCCCAAAACCCUCCUCAGAAAACCAGAACCAAGGCCGGAGCCAAAAUCCCCAGAGCCAGAACCAGAACUAUCAGAGCCAAAAGCAGAACCACCAGCUAAUUGGUUAUAAUGUUAGCCAUGCUAAUGGCACCGUCUUCCCACCCCAUCCCAAUUCCACCACAGACAUUUCCAAUGGCGACUCGAGCACAGACCCUUACAUUUGCACAGAUACAAGAAGGAGGGGAGAUUCCAGGUCUUUGACCGGGGAAUGCUCAAAACCCGAAAAGCCUAGCAUCGUUAAAGCAAGAUCGCCAAUGCAGACCAGUCACCAACAUGCACAUAAUGCCAAAAAUGAGCCCUGGAGCUCUCUCAUCAACACCUGCAGCCCCAAGAGCUCCCAAAGCUUGAAUGGGGCGGUGGGUGCCGAUAACCUCAGAGAGUUCCAGACUGGACAAGAGAUACCCCGGGGGAGGAGAGUAGAGACGCAAGCUCAAGCCAAGUCCACCAUGCGAGGGCAAGAUGAGAAUCAGGACCCCUGGUCAUCCCUCUCCAGUACACCCACCAGCCUUACCCAGCGCACCCCGAGCCCAGACUCAGCCCACAGCAGCAACGCACACACCCCGCUGAGAAGCCCCGUCUCUCCAUUGAAGCCAUGCAGUAACUGGAAGAAGCAGAACAGGCACUCCAUCGAUGGAACGGCCACUAAAGCCUUUCACCCAUGCACUGGCCUACCCCUGCUCUCCAGCCCGGUUCCUCAGAGGAAGAGCCAGACCGGUUACUUUGAUUUAGACACGUCUCUGAUUCGCUGCAAAGGAGUGCCGUGGGCCGCCAGCAAGAGAGUGUGUUUGAAGAAGUCUGAAGACGCAGAUGAACCUCAGUGCCAGCUCCUGAGUGCCAGCGCCCCUCCAGCCAGUCUCAGUCUUCUGGGAAACUUUGAGGAGUGUGUUCUGAACUACCGUUUGGAGCCGCUGGGCACUGUGGAUGGAUUCACUGCGGAAGUCGGUGCGAGCGGAAGUUUCUGCCCCAGUCACAUGACCUUCCCAGUUGACGUGUUAUUCUACAGCGUCUCCGAGGACAACGCUCCUUCUCCCUACAUGGGUGUCAUAAACCUGGAGUCCUUGGGUAAAAGGGGCUACCGUGUGCCUCCAUCAGGAACCAUUCAAGUGACCUUAUUCAACCCCAAUAAGACGGUGGUGAAAAUGUUCGUGGUGAUGUAUGAUUUGAGGGAAAUGCCGGCCAGCCAUCAGACAUUCCUGAGGCAGAGGACCUUCUCCGUCCCCGUCAAACGUGAAUCCAACGGCCACAACAACAAGAAGCCCCUCCUCACGCUGGGCCAGGGGCGGACCCUGCGCUACCUCAUUCACCUGAGGUUCCAGAGCUCCAAAUCUGGAAAGAUCUACCUCCAUCGGGACAUCCGGCUUCUAUUCUCACGCAAAUCCAUGGAAGUGGACAGUGGUGCUGCCUACGAGCUCAAAUCCUUCACAGAAUCCCCCACCGACCCCCCUUUCUCCCCCAGAUGCUAAUCCAGUCUGAUCUAAUCUGAUCUAAAUGUAAUCUCACUCCAGCGUAGGGGCCUUACUCAGUCACAAUCCCUCUUAUUUUUUGCUUGUUAGGGAAAACCUAAAAAAAAAAACAAGUAAGAUUUACUCCCACAUGCACAUGCAGACCGCCAGCCGCAUUUCACCCAAACGAAAAAGGAAGAAAUACGAAACCUGCAUCUUCAGACCAUCGGUGCUUCGUUGUCCCCUCAUUUUAAAGCAGUGGACACACAUUUUUGUUUUUUUUUCGACAGAUUUUCUUGCAGUUUUAAAGCUCGUUUUCAGAGCUUUGGUGCAGAGAGAAGACACCGAAGUGGAGAAAAACCAACAUGGACCAUUUUUUUUCUAAAGACAAGAAGAAAAAAAAUAAAUAAAUAAUAAUAAAAAAAAAAAAAACAGUAACGACAACAAACGGAUCAACCCUGAAAGAAUAAACGACUGUGGAUAGAGCACUGUGUACCUCCACCAGAACUGGAAAAGAAAUGAGUAAUUUCUUUCUUUUUGUACUGUUACCGAACCACUUUAAUCGGAAGUGUUGCAAUAGAGAAAAAGAAUAUCUUAAAUAGCUUAGUGUUUACAUAUUUACUUUGUCAGUUAUUUAAUAUUUAAAUUGAUAUUUCAUUUACUGCACAUGUGACGCCUGUCGUGCUCAGCAUUAUGACGUAGUGCAAUAUGUUUCAAUCAUACUAUGUAUUUUUGACUUUAAUAUUCAGAUCUGAAAUAAAAGAAAUAUAUAUCUAUGAAACGAUC